AUGCAGGAAAGUAGCCAACCCGUUCAUGACAAGUUCAGACGCUCCCAAUGCUGUGAGCAACUGAUCACGAUUUUAGGGCGCACCCCACGUGAUAGGGGCGAGUUGGUAUCGGCGGAGGGCCAUCAACCUGACAAGUCACCUAGUAGUGGAAGCCCUCGCACUCCUCUGGCCUUGUCGGACAAGCCGGUCCAACCGCGUAGUGGUGCUCAGCCCUCGAAGAGAGUCUAUAGGGAAUAUUCUGUUAACAGUCCUCGCAGUAGCAUAAUGAGCAGCACCGACGAGUCGUCGUACAGCGACACUUCCAGUGAUGGACCGAGCACUGUGACCUUGGUGAAGGCAGCAGUCGUCCUUCUGAGGUUGAAAGGCCGGUAUUACCUAGCGGACGCGAGCUACAUGAACAUGCUAGGAUACAUGACUCCCUUCAGAAACACAAGGUAUCAUAUCAACGAUUUUAGGGGCGUAGAGUUGCAGCAGUUGCAGCGGGAGGAAAAAUUCAACUACAUUCAUGCGAAGUUACGAAAUGUCAUUGAAAGGAGAUUUGGGGUCUUGAAAGAACAUUGGCAAAUUCUGAAUGGGGUGCCGUACUGCAAGAGGAUGAAGCAGUCUAUGAUAAUCAUUUCAUGCUUUGCUUUAGAAAAUUACUUGUGGAUGCUUAAGUAUGGAGCUGAUCCACCAUCGUAUGAGGUGCCAGAGAGGGUUGAGCUAAAUCGGGGAACCCCAAUCACUGGAGUUAGGGAGUUAAUAUCUAUGGUUGUGUGGAGUGGUAUCCAAUUUAGGACAGUUGAGUUUGUUUUCAACAUUGACCAAGGUCUGCCUGUUCUUCCUGAGUGGCUUAGCUUCAACAGAGUGACAGCAUGUUUGAGACAGGGAUAUGAAAUUGGUCCUGCUAGGCUUCUUGUAAGUGCUUCUGGAGGUCACAUGGAGACAAAAAUUCAACCUCAUGAAGCAUUUGCAAUUGGUGGGAGAAAUAGUAAUGUCAUAUUGGCAACAAGGGUGUACAUGAUGCUGUCACCAGGAACAAAUGGACUCUAA
This is a messenger RNA of Miscanthus lutarioriparius, 1032 nucleotides long. The record is from the annotation of a GenBank genome assembly. NCBI's taxonomy places the organism in Eukaryota, Viridiplantae, Streptophyta, Magnoliopsida, Poales, Poaceae.